Messenger RNA from Octopus bimaculoides (California two-spot octopus), 1468 nucleotides. Its product is annotated as caspase-3 pseudogene. The record is from RefSeq and is a predicted model, not a curated record. Lineage: Eukaryota; Metazoa; Mollusca; Cephalopoda; Octopoda; Octopodidae.
UAUUGUUUUUCCGUGCGGUUUCUUGUUCCGACUCGUUUCUGCUUGUUCAUACACAUUCCGAUCAACCAUGGAUUACACAGAUGCACAACGUGUUGAAGGUAUAUUUUUUAAAGAGAGAAACCCCGAUUCACAACCCGAAGAUGUUGAAAUGAUGUCUGUUGAGGAAAGUAGCGAAUCUGUAAAUACCAGAUAUGACAUGGAUCGUAAUAAAGAGAAUCUGGCUUUAAUAAUCAACAAUGAAACCUUCGACGAAUCGACUAAAAUGUCUAAACGACAAGGAUCCGAUAGAGAUGCAUCAGCAAUUAAACAGACAUUGGAGUCGUUGCAUUUUAAGGUGAUUAACCGCAAGAAUUUAUCAGUGAAAAGCAUGAAACAAAUCUUUUUGGAUAUAUCCACGAUGGAGCAUGCAAAGCAUAACUGCUUCGUGUGUGUUAUAUUGACCCACGGCGAAGACGAUAACCAGGUGUACGGCACUGAUGGAAAAGUAAGUCUAGAUGCUCUAGUGGAGACGUUGCUUCCUGAUAGAUGCCCAGGUUUAAUAGGUAAACCAAAACUAUUCUUCAUACAAGCCUGUCGGGGAACGAAACUGGACAGUGGUGCAAUUAUGCACGAUGCUGGGGAUGUCAGAGUCAAAUAUCAAAAUGCCACAUCUCACAAAGUACCACUUUGGGCAGAUGUUCUUCUGGCUUAUUCCACUGUCCCUGGAUUUUAUUCCUGGAGAAAUUCUACAAAUGGAUCGUGGUUUAUUCAGUCGUUAGCCCACAUUUUGGAAAAAGACGGAGACCGACUUGAACUGCAACAAUUAAUGAUUUCAGUAAAUCGUAGGGUUGCCUAUGAAUACGAGUCUAAUGCCAGCCAUUCAUUUAUGAAUAAAAUGAAACAGGUUCCUUGCAUAGCAAGCAUGUUAACAAAAGAAUUAUACUUUUACAAGUAAAACCUUUCUUCUUCUCUCUCUCUCCCCUUGUACACGCGCACACACAUAUGUGUAUAUAUAUAUAUAUGUCGAUGCAAACAUCAAAAAUACAUCAUACCACUCAAAAUACGCGUAUAUGUAAAUUUUCAUUAAUAUUUAACAGUUCGUUUGGUAAGUGCCAACGCACGAAACACUCGGGACUUGAGUCAUUCUGUUACUUCUGCUAAAUAUCAAUAAAAAUAAACACACACACACACAUAUAUAUACAUAUUUAUAUUCAUCUGUGCAAAAUACUUGAAACUUCGUACUUUUCCGUCUUGAUUUCUGCUGAGAACACUUGCUAAAUAUGUGUUGCUGACAUAUUUAAAGAAUAUGCUUGUCAGUGAACAGGUCGUGGUUUCAAAGCGACAAAAAAUAUUUUGACAAAUUAAAUUUAAAUGUUAAGUGAAUCUAACGGUUUUUUUUUCUUCCUUUUUUAAUGGCUUAUAAACACCUUCCUUGCUGCAAUUGUUAUGAAAUAUACUGAAAACCUAAAAAUAAAAUUCAUAAUUCAUA